AUGAAACCAUCGAGUCACUCGAGUAUUCCUAGUGAUGGGUCGCACCACACGCAACCCAAGAAACCAGCAGCCCGCCCCGCUGUCCCAGUCAACCUGGAUGUCAGAGCUUACUUCGCCGAGGGAGCCCCCGAUAAUUCUCAGCCGUGGCUUUUAAAUCCAGAAAUCCCAUCACCUGAUGAGAUAAUGGGAACUGGAUCCGAGACUGAAUUCGUUGAUCUGCUGCCAAACCGGAUCGUGGGCCCCUGGAGCUCGAAGAACGAGUAUCUGAAAGCCCACUAUGAGUUGCUUAGAGAAGACGCAGUCGCUCCUCUACGGGACGCCGUAGCAUACUUUCGAGAGGAUCCAGAUAUCCAAGACAUGAAUAUUGUAUCUAUCUACGAGAAGGUACACAUUGUAGGUAUUACCUUUGCACAACAAGGUGUAGCGACUCGGAUACAGUUUUCCACCAUUAGAUCGGGAAAGAAUAUAGUCUGGGAAUACUCUAAGCGGUUAAGAACAGGUACCAUUGUUGCACUUUCUCCAUCAGAUGAUUCGUUCAGAAACAAAUGUGUUGUUGCUGUCGUGGCAGCCCGGCCACUAAACGGUGUAAAGCAACAUCCUCCAGAGAUUGACAUUUAUUUCGCGCGGUCUAUAGAUGCAGAUUUCGAUCCUCACCAAGAAUGGGUCAUGGUUGAGGCUAGAGAUGGCUACUUCGAGUCGAUGAGACAUACGAUGACAGCUUUGCAGAAAAUGAGCCGAGAAAGUUCUGAAUUUGAACUUAGCAGUUCCGACAGGUUUCCACUCGCCGAACAAAUCUGCUUACUCCAUCCUAAUACUGAUACUCCCGAGUAUGUCAAAGCAGGUCCAGUCAUGGACAUACAGUCCGCUAUCUGUCCAUCUGGAGAAGAAGGCAAAAUUAAUAUCCUGGAAAGCUGGCCUAGAUAUCCAACAGGUGAUCUGGAUGCCACCCAAUGGAGGGCUUUGGAGCAGAUGCUUACAAAAAGUCUUGCCGUUAUUCAAGGGCCGCCAGGAACCGGCAAAACAUUCGUCUCUGUGAUUGCGUUGAGGAUUUUGCUGUCCAAUAUGAACCCAGGAGAUCCACCUAUAAUCGUCGCCUCGCAGACAAACCAUGCUGUAGAUCAGCUCCUGAGGCACAUUUCUCGGUUUGAGAGGGACUAUAUUCGCUUGGGAGGCAGAAGUAGUGACCCUGAGAUUAGAAAGCGCACCCUAUUUGAAGUCCGACAAAAUGAACCCAGUGCUGCCAUACAAGGCGGUGUUCUUGGACAGGCCCAAAGGCGAUACAAUAAAUACCAUCACACGAUUGCUGAUCUCUUGCAGAACUUCAGUGCUGAGAACGAUGACGUUCUCCUUCCGCCUGAGCUUUUCGCAAAGUAUGGCCUACUGACUGCAACACAAUGUGACUUGCUCGCGAAGGGGGCAAAGGGCUGGAUACGACCCAACGACGAAGAGGAUGAUAAUCCCUUGCUAGCCUGGCUUGGAGAGCAUGUGGUGCCAUUCGAAGUGCACUACUCAACUGAGACCUUUGGCUUCGAAGAAGAUGAGAUUGAUCUGGAGUAUGAACAGCUCAAAGAACUAGAAGCCGAACAGGGCAAUGAAGAGGAGGACCGUGAACUUCUUAAAGGACCAUUCAUAUGUCUUCGUGAAAGGUUCUGCGGACAAAGUACUUCGGCCGCUGAGGAAGCUAGCCGGAAGUAUCUGAAGGAACCCGACCUGUGGAAAGUACCGGUCAAAGCACGUGGAGGAGUAUACAAUACUCUUCGAAAGCUGCUCAAAGAUAAAAUCAGGUCGAAGUUCCAAAGCUUGGUUACACUUAAUACAAACAAUUGCAAAGACCUCCGCAUUGGAAAGUGGGAACGGGAUAAUCAUCUCCUCCAGGAUGCCAAGUUGAUUGGGAUGACAACAACGGGCCUUAGCAAGUACCGAGCUCUAGUAUCAAGCUUAAAACCAAAAGUUGUUCUGAUAGAAGAAGCAGCCGAAGCCAUUGAAGCACCGAUAGCAGCUGCUUGCUUCGAUUCUCUUCAACAUAUGAUCCUUGUGGGAGAUCACCAACAACUCAGGGGGAGUUGCUCGGUACAGGACCUUCAGGGCGAACCGUUCUUCCUGGAUAUCUCAAUGUUUGAAAGACUUGUGAAUAAUGGGAUUCAAUACGAGACGCUUAGAAGACAGAGGCGGAUGGCGCCAGAAAUACGACGGUUGCUGGAGCCCCUUUACGGCGAGCUUCAUGACCACCCGUCAGUACUUGAACGCCCCAGAGUGCCAGGAAUGGGGGAUUUCAGAUCAUACUUCUUUUCUCACAAUUGGCCAGAAAGCAAUGACAGCUUAUCCUCGAAGUACAAUGAGAAGGAAGCGGAAAUGGUUGUUGGAUUCUUUAUGCACCUGGUACUCAACGGCGUUGCGGUAAAGGACAUAACGGUUCUGACAUUCUAUAAUGGUCAAAGAAAAAAGCUGCUGAAGCUAUUCAAAGGGAACUCCUAUCUUCAGGGUCAGUAUGUGAAUGUUGUGACAGUUGAUUCGUUUCAAGGAGAAGAAAACGAGAUAGUGAUUCUAUCACUUGUGAGGAGCGGCCGGCCUACUAUCGGGUUUUUAUCUAUAGAGAAUAGGGUCUGCGUUGCGCUUUCGCGUGCUAGGACUGGUUUUUAUAUGUUUGGAGACUCUACUGCGCUUGCUGAUGCAGAUUCCCUCUGGUGGCAAGUAGUCACCCUCAUGGGGGGCAAGAACCCAAAACGAAGGCUUGGUUUUUAUCUACCUUUAACAUGCACCAAGCAUGAAAACGUGAUAUACAAGAAAGAUCCCUCUGAGUGGGACACUGCCUAUGGCGGAUGUGAUCUCCCAUGUAACGAACGUCUAGGCUGCGGGCACAGAUGUUCUCUACCAUGCCAUAGGUAA
Aspergillus oryzae RIB40 is the source of this 2886-nucleotide messenger RNA. RefSeq names its product putative DEAD box helicase involved in nonsense mediated decay. The transcript is spliced from 4 exons. The record is from RefSeq and is a predicted model, not a curated record. The coding region runs from base 1 to 2886 and encodes 961 amino acids. Gene Ontology annotation, molecular function: helicase activity. Gene Ontology annotation, cellular component: nuclear RNA-directed RNA polymerase complex. Lineage: Eukaryota; Fungi; Ascomycota; Eurotiomycetes; Eurotiales; Aspergillaceae. Gene Ontology annotation, biological process: regulatory ncRNA-mediated heterochromatin formation.